Molecule: messenger RNA, 2724 nt
Organism: Strongyloides ratti
Lineage: Eukaryota; Metazoa; Nematoda; Chromadorea; Rhabditida; Strongyloididae
Product: Major facilitator superfamily and Major facilitator superfamily domain, general substrate transporter and Major facilitator superfamily domain-containing protein
Exons: 3
Coding region: 1-2724 (907 amino acids)
Biological process (GO): monocarboxylic acid transport; transmembrane transport
Molecular function (GO): monocarboxylic acid transmembrane transporter activity
Source: RefSeq, a predicted model, not a curated record
AUGGAUUCAAAUAAUGUAAAUAAUGAAUCAAAUAAUAUUGGAGAUUUAAAAAAUGAUAAUUUAUCUGAGAAUAAAAAUAUUUCUAAAGUAAUGAGUUUAGAUAAAGAGGAAAAAAAUGGUAAUUCAAGUGAUAUGAUGUCUAAUUCUAAUGAAUUUAAUAAAGAAAAACAAAUUACAUCUUUAGAUAAUAUCAAAGAUAGUAAGAAAAAACCUUUAUCAAGUAACAUUUCGUCACUUGAUGAAAAAUUAGAUAAUGUUUUGAAUUUAAAAAAUAAUUCAAUUUCUACAGAAAUAGAAAAAAUAAAUGAAAAUGAUAGUGCAUCAUAUAAUGAAAGUUGUUGUGAUAUACAUUCAGAAUCUAUGUCAGAACUUAAUUUAGAUGAAUGUAUUGAUGAAAUGAAUGAUGAACCAUUAUGCAAUUUUGUACCAACACCUCCUGAUGGUGGAUAUGGUUGGGUUAUAUGUAUUGUUGCAUUUAUUAGUAAUUUAAUUGUUGAUGGAAUAUCAAGUAGUUUUGGUACAUUAGUUGAAACAUUUCAAAAAGCAUUUGGUUCAUCUAAAGCUAUGACAACAUUAAUUGGAUCUCUUUUAGUGGGUUCAUAUCUUUUAGUUGGACCAAUUGUAGGUGGUUUAGUUAAUAAAUAUGGAGCUCGAACUGUUGUAAUAUGUGGAUCAUUAAUUUCUGCUUUUGGAUUUUUUAUCUCAACAUUUACUACAAAUAUUUAUGUUUUUUUGUUAACAUUUAGUUUAAUUGGAGGUAUUGGUUUUGGUCAUAUUUAUUUACCAUCAAUUGUUAUGGUUGGUUAUUAUUUUGAAAGUAAACGUGCAAUGGCAACUGGUAUUGCUGUAGCUGGAUCUGGUGUUGGAUGUAUAAUAAUGCCACCAAUUUUAACAAUGUUAAUCAAAGAAUUUGGUUGGAUUGGAACUAUAUAUGGAAUAUCAGGAAUGGUUUUAAUUUGUAUCAUAUGUGGUAUGUUAUAUAAAGAAUUAUACACAGAAAUUGAUAAUAAAUGUGGUAAUAUUGAAAAAGGAAAUAAACGAAUAAAAACUUUAUUAAAUAAAUUUUGUGGAUGUAAUUUUAAUGAUAAAAAAGAACAUAUAAAUGAAGUUAAUAUGACAUCAAGCUAUACAGUAGAUCCAAAUAAUCCUGGAAAAUUUAGAUUAUCUACAAAUAUAAUGUCAAAUUCAUCAAAUACAAAUAAUGAUUAUGAUGUACCACCAGGUGUAGAUCCUGAAUUGUAUGCACGAUUACAUUCAGCUAUUGAUGAUGAUGAUGAUAAUAAUGAUUCAGAAGAAGAAAAUCAUGAAAAUAUUCCAUUAAAACAAUCAUUAACACCUAUAAUAGAAGCAAAAGUUCAAAAUAAAUUUUCUUCGACAAAUGCAUCACAAAAUAAUCCUACUUGUAGAGGUCGCAAACAUACAAUUACUAGUAUAGGAUCUGAAAUAACGGGAAUUGGUGAUAAUUUAAAUAUAUCAAAAAUGUCAAAUUCAAUAUAUAAAGUAUCAGCAAGAAGUUUAUAUCAAUCAUUUGGAAGAUUAUCACAAGCAACAAAUAAUGUUUCUAUAGGUAAUUCUAUAGGUAGUAUAGCAUUAAGUAUUGCUGAUGCUAAAGAAAUAAAAAGACCAUUAAAUAGAAAAGAUAUUUUUUACACUGGUUCAAUACAAAAUUUAAAAGAAUUUGAUGAUGAAGGUAGAGAUUUUAAAAAUUAUCGUGAAUCACAAAUUCAUAUACCAGCAUCAUCUAUAGCAGCAUCUUUAAAUCAUCUUACAAUGGAUGAAAACAAUAGUGGUAUGGAUAGUCGAUUUGGAAGUCGAUUUAGUAAAAAUACAUAUGGAUUAGGUGGUGAAGAAAUAGAUCAAACAUCAUUUACAGAUAAUUCAAAAUUUAAAAUAAUACCUUUAUCUAUUCGCAAUGCUUUUAAUGAGAUGAUAGAUAUUCAAUUAUUAACAAAUUCAACAAUGCUUUUAUUAUUUAUUUCUAAUAUGCUUGCAAUGCUUGGAUUUUAUGUACCAUUUGUUUAUCUUAUUAAUCUUGCUGAGUUACGUGGUAGCUCAAAAGAAACAAGUAGUUUGUUUUUAUCAAUAAUGGGAAUUUCAAAUACAUUAGGAAGAGUUAUUACUGGAUGGAUUGCUGAUAAACCAUGGUGUGUUGCAUUAACAUUUAAUAAUGCAUCUUUAGUAAUUGGUGGAAUAUUAUUAUUUUUAAUGCCAUUAACUACAGGAUUUUAUGGUUUAAUGACAAUAACUAUAUUAUAUGGUUUUGUUGUAUCAGUAUAUGUAUGUUUAACAUCAAUUGUCUUAACAGAUUUGAUUGGUUUGGAAAAAUUAACAAAUUCAUUUGGUUUAAUUGUUGUAGCAAGAGGGAUUGCAAGUUUAAUGGGAACACCAUUUGCAGGAAUUUUUUACGAUUUAACUCAAACAUAUGAUUCAACAUUUUAUAUGGGUGGAACAUUUAUAAUAGGAUCAGGUUUAGUUAGUUGUAUUAUUCCAUUUGUCAAAAAAGUUCCUCACAAAGAAAAUAUUAUAAUUGAUAAUAAAAAUGAAGUUAAAGAAGAUGAUGAUGGACAGUCAGGUAAAUUGUCUGUUCUUACAGAAAGAUCAGAAGAAAAUUUUUCUGAAUACCAAAGAACAAUUCAAUCAUUACAUCAACAACAACAAUUAAUUGCUGAGGUUAGAAAACUUGAAAAAAACAAAAUUGAUGAAACUAAUAAUGAAGAAGAAUAA